AUGCUAAAGUCGAUUGGGAGUCUGUGGCAGGCCACCAGACAGCUAUCUGUGAAGAUCCCGCGAGCCAACAAGAUGCCGCCACGGCCCAAGGUGGUUGAGACGGAUAUUCAGGAGAAGUUCAUCAAGGGCGGGUCCGGAAAGGGCGGCCAGAAAAUCAAUAAGACAAAUUCCAAGGUUCAGCUCACGCAUAUCCCGACCGGGCUUGUGGUGACGUCGCAGGCUACACGGUCGCGCGAGCAGAACAGGAAGAUUGCGCGGGAGAUCAUGGCCGCGAAGAUCGACGAGAUGGAAAACGGAGAACACAGCAGAGCUGCCAUAGUCAAUCUUCGCAGAAAAAUGGUCAAGGAACGGGCAUCGCGCAAGUCCCGCGCAAAGUACAAGGCCCUCGAGGAAGAGAAGAAGGCCAAGGGGGAGGAAUGGGACGUGGUGAUCGAUCUGGACGAAGAACAAAAACAUUGA
Ogataea philodendri is the source of this 459-nucleotide messenger RNA. RefSeq lists its product as uncharacterized. Gene Ontology annotation, cellular component: mitochondrion. Lineage: Eukaryota; Fungi; Ascomycota; Pichiomycetes; Pichiales; Pichiaceae. The transcript has a single exon. The coding region runs from base 1 to 459 and encodes 152 amino acids. The record is from RefSeq and is a predicted model, not a curated record. Gene Ontology annotation, molecular function: translation release factor activity. Gene Ontology annotation, biological process: translational termination.